Molecule: messenger RNA, 784 nt
Organism: Fomitopsis serialis
Lineage: Eukaryota; Fungi; Basidiomycota; Agaricomycetes; Polyporales; Fomitopsidaceae
Exons: 1
Coding region: 1-555 (184 amino acids)
Molecular function (GO): GTP binding
Source: RefSeq, a predicted model, not a curated record
AUGGGGCUCUACGUGUUCGACUGCAUCGUCGUCGUCUUCGACAACCGCUUCACCGCCACCGAUGUCGCGAUCCUCCGGAGCUGCAUGCGCUUCCAGAUCCCUACCUUGGUCGUGCGCUCCAAGUCGAGUCAGCAUAUCCAGCAGAACCUUGCGAGUGAUAUGGGCGGUGCGGACGCAGACGACGACGAUGCGGAAGAGGACGUUCCCGACGUGGACCAGCGGAUGGAGAGCGCGCGCGCGCGAUACGUGCAAGACUCGCGCGAGAUCGUGAGGCGGGACCUGCAGGCGGCGGGCCUGCCCCCACAGCCCGUGUAUUUUGUCGACAAGGACGUGCUCGUGAAGAUCGUCCGUGGGGGAAGUGCGAGCGGGAUAGACGAGAAGGCCUUGCUCCGGCGCAUGUUCGAGCUUGCGCCGCCUCAGGUUGACGACUCUGACGAGUCGGAGGUGACAAUGUCGGUGGGCAGUGAGAGUCAGCCUGAGUGGCAGACGGACAUGUCGUUGUCCGACAAGCUGUCCGACUUCGAGUUGGACCCGGUGGCCGGGCCGAGCCCAUGAACGUUAUGAACCUCCCAACUUGCUUCCAACCUUAAGCUUUAAGCCUGCUGUCGAGUCCUCCAGUCUCCCUCAAAGCUUCACUCAUGAUCAUGUCUUUCCGCUGUUUACAUGUCGGAGCCUAGCUAGUCGACUGUGACUCUUGUUUUCGAGCUUAACCACAGCGCGACUCUGACCCGGUCGAGUCAUGGCGUGCGCAUGUCUAUGCAUCGCCAAAUGUGAAAGCGCGAUG